AUGGCCGCCUCCCAGCUGGAAUGCCUCGACGGCGACGUGGGGGUCCUGGGGGGCUUCGGCGGUGGGGGGCCUGGGGGGCCGGGGGCCCUCGGGGGGGCCUCCGCGAGGCGGCGCGGCCGCUCGCGGCUCUCCGAGGCGCAGCGCCUGGCGCUCGAGGCGCUGCUGCAGGGGGGCGAGCGGGCGUACGGCGAGCUGGCGAGCAAGGAGAACCUGCGCGCCUUUCUCUCCGAAGGCGAGGUGCGCGCCCUGCUGCGGUCGGCGCGGCACGGCGACCCGGGACUCCGGAAGAGGCCGUCGGCCGGGGCCAACGUGACGGCCGACGCCGGCGAUGGAGUCGGCGGCGGCGGCGCUUCGACGGGCUCCCUCACCUACUGGCCCGAGCGCUCGGAGCGCGACGCCCCCGACCUCGACCUGGGCUGGCCCGGCUCGAGCGCGUACCGCGGGGCGACGCGCGUCACCGUGAGCGCCCACCCGGGCGCCGACGACGGCGCGCCGAGCCCCAAGGAGACGGUGCGGGAGCUCGUGCAGGGCGCCAAGCAGCUGGUGGCGCUGGCCGUGGACGAGCUGACGGACGCGGACGUGCUGGGGGACCUGCUACAGGCGGCGUCCCGUGGUGUCGCCGUCUAUCUGCUGCUGGACGCCGGCGGCGUGGAGCCCCUGCUGAACACGAGCCGCGCCCUCGGGGUGGACUUGAGCACGCAGAGGAAGGUGCGCGUGCGCUCACUGGGCGGGCUGGAGUUCUGCUCGCGCUCCGGCGCGCGCCUCCCCGGGCGCAUGGCCCACAGGGUCAUCCUCGUGGACGGGGACAAGGCCGCCACGGGCACCUACAGCUACACGUGGUCCUCAUCGCACCUCGACCGCCACCUCCUCACCGUGCUCUCGGGCCAGGUGGUGGAGGCCUUCGAUGUCGAGUUCCGCACUCUGUACGCGCAGUCACGGCCCGUGUUCGGCACCGACUCGCGUCCCACCGCCGCCGCCGCCGCCGCCACCACCACCAACGACAACGGCCGACCGGGGCCCGGCACGCGGCCCGUCUACCCCAUCACGCCGAAGGCCAUCAACCUGCCCAUGCGCUCGGCGGCCAGCCCGCUGUACGCGCUCGUCAAGGCCGGGGCGGCCAAUCGGGAGGCCGCGGCCGCCGCGGCCGCCGCCGCGGCGGCCGGUGCCGGAACGGCGGCCGCCGACGCGAAGGACUCGCCGGGGAAGCGUCUGCUGGAGCAGAAGGACGCGCGGAGGGACCAACACCAUCAGCAUCAUCAGCAGCAGCAGCAUCAUCAGCAGCAGCAUCAUCAGCAGCAGCAGCAUCAUCAGCAGAAGAUGACGGAGGUGAACGGCGGAGGCCGCGGCCAGGACGUCACGGACCACCUGGGCAUCCCGGACUGCGUGGAGCGCCACAAGAUGGAGGCGUGCGUCUCCUUCGAGGCGGAGAAGGAGAGCGCCGACGCCGCGAGCCUCUCCCGGGACGCCGCGGUUGCCGCGGCGACCCCGGGCCGCCCCCCUCCUCGUCCGGCCCCUCCCGUUCCGCGUCUUCCGUCCCAGGCGCUCAGCUCGGCCGGCGAGGCGACGCGCGACCCCCUGGCCACCUCGGCCGCAGGGAUGCGGGCCGCCUUUGCCAAGUCGGCCCUGGACCUGCGCCCUGUCGGGAAGGACGACGGGGAGGAGGAUGGUGAGACGAGAUCGCAGGAUCGCCUGGACGGGACCCCCUUGGCGAGACAACAGAAUCAGCAGCAGAAUCAGCAGCAGCAGAAUCAGCAGCAGCAGAAGGAUCAGCAGCAGCAGAAGGAUCAGCAGCAGCAGAAGGAUCAGCAGCUGAAUCAACAACAGGUGGUAAAUCAGCCAGCACCACAGCAGCAGCAACAGCAAGUUCCAAAUCAGCAGCAGCAAGUUCCAAAUCAGCAGCAGCAAGUUCCAAAUCAGCAACAGCAGCAACCAGUUCCAAAUCAGCAGCAGCAGCAAGUUCCGCGCGGCGCGGCGGCGCUGGUGGAGCGGCAGCGGCGCGCGCUGCGCGCCCACGACACGGGCCGCUGGAUCGAGACCGAGGCGGCCGCCGCCCCUCCCAAGGACCCCAAACUGUCGCGGAGCCUCGGCGAGCUGCGCUCUCCCACGGAGGUGGCCGGCCCGGCUCCCCUGGCCCCAGCGAGGCCGCCGCAGCAGCAGCAGCAGCAGCAGCAGCAGCGGCACGAGGAGGCCACGACCGCCGCCACGAGGCCGCGCCACACGGAGACCCGCUCGCGCUUCGCGCCGCGUUGCGCCGCCGGGCGCGGGACCGCGGGGACCCCGGCGGGGUCCCGCGGGGACGCGCCGAGCUCCAGGACCCCGCGGCUGCAGGCGGCGCGCAGCGAGGGGACGCUGUGCGAGUCGGACGAGGAGUUCGUGCGGGGCGGCGGCGGCGGCGGCGCGCCCGAGAGGCCCGGCGCCUUCCCGCGCCGCCAGUCGGCGGCCGACCUCUACUACGAGGGCCUCGUGCGCUCGUCCGUGCAGUCGCGGCGCCGGCGCGCCUCCACGCUGCUCACCAAGGUGCUCUCCGAUCCCAACCUCCUGGACGGACACGGGGCCGCCUCUCGCCUCGCCCGGGAGGGCGGCAGCGUCCGGGAGGGCCCCGCCGCACGGCGCCACCCGGCGGCCGGGAGCGCGGAGCCUCCCUCGGCCGCGUGGGCCCGGGGCGGCCGCGGGGGACCGGAGGAGGAGGAGGAGCCGGCGGCUUCCUCGCGGUGGAGCCGAGAGGCCGAGGAGGCGCGUGCGGCGGGCUCCGCCGUGCUCACUGCCGGCAUGGUGCACCAGGCCAUCAGGCGCACCAAACAGCGCUACGAGAGGGCGUCGCUGGAGAGGCGGGGCACGGCGGGCGCCCAGCGGGAAGGGGCCGGGCCGGCGGAGGGGCCCGACGGGGAGGGCGGCGCCUGCGGGCCCAGGGCGGAGGCCGCAAGGGUUCCGAGCCUCCUCCUCGGCGCCGUCAACUUCAGCACCGUGGACAGCGCCCGGAGUUUCAGCACCGUGGACAGCCCCAGGACGGACAGGACAUGGACACUGAGCACCGUGGGCAGCUCCAGGACGGACAGGACAUGGACCAUGAGCAGCGCCGUGGACAGCCCCAGGACGGACAGGGCAGGGGCCAUGAGCAGCGCCGUGGACAGCCCCAGGACGGACAGGGCAGGGGCCAUGAGCAGCGCCGUGGACAGCCCCAGGACGGACAGGGCAGGGGCGUCCCGCGUCCGGGCCGGCGCCGGGUCCCGCAGCGGCCUGGACAGCGCCUCCACUCGGCCCGCGGCGCCCCGGGGCCCGAGGGAGCGGCUCGCGACGGCGGAGCCGCCCGCCGACUCGACGGGCGGCAGCGGGGAGGAGAGCGCGGGGUGCGGCCACGACAGGCGGGGCUCGCGGGGCACGGUGAGGAGCAUCGCCACGAUGUUCGAGGGCCUCUCACGGCCCGCACGCCGGGCCCGGCCGCUGUCGUCGGCGCCGAGCGACGACACGGACUCGGGCGGUGGAGCGGCGCCGGGUGGCCGCGACGGGAGCGUCCGCGAAGGGGGUGCCCGGGACGGGGGUCCCCGGUAG
This is a messenger RNA of Petromyzon marinus (sea lamprey), 3549 nucleotides long. Lineage: Eukaryota; Metazoa; Chordata; Hyperoartia; Petromyzontiformes; Petromyzontidae. The record is from RefSeq and is a predicted model, not a curated record.